AUGGCUGGAGCCGAACUGAGACAACCUCAAACCACUAACAUGGAGACAGACACAUAUGACGAAGUCCUCGUCUCAAUCGCUGCUGUUAUUAAUAGGCACAUGCUUAGCUUGACAAUGCUGCAGGAUGAUCUCGAAAUUGCCUCCCAGCAGCCCUUACCAUCCAUGACUGCGAAGCAAAAACUACUGGCUGCAGUCGCCAACCUUCUACCUCGAUACCCCAAAGAACGCAUUGCUCUGACUGCUUACCUCAUGCAACGGGAGGCCAAUCUCAAGCAGCUGGUUGUACCUUUGUUACUCGAGUAUCGGAACGAAUCGGGCUUUGAUUUGCGCGUUUACCUCAGUAGGGUCGGCGCCAUUACAAUGCUUCGCUCAAAUCGGCAUGCGUGUCAACCAGGCAUUCCAACAUUCGCAACCUCUUCGGGCGCGGAUUCUUUGAGAUUCUCUGUUAUCGUGUCCCCCCACAUCAUCAAACCCCCACUUCCCUGCCCGUCACCUGAGGAGAUUGGACCGCAUUUUAGAACAAUGCAUGACGCCACUCCAGUUCGCUGUGCCCACAGCGAGCUCGAACUCUUUGCAAAUCUAUACGACAAUGGAAUAGCACAAAAAGUGGCAAGCCUUCGAUACGGAGAAGAGGAAGACCUAUACAUAGCGACCAGCGACCGGCCAUGCUUUGCUUGCAUCCACUACUUUGCGCUCGUGCGACGGAAUCUCAACAAGUACCGGCUCCUGGAGCUUCGCACACGGCACGACUUCAAACGAGCUAUCUUUCCAUGGCAGAUUCCUCAAGGGGAGCUCGAACGCAAGUACGAUGUAAAGUAUUUGUUCAAGGAAGAGUUGGCUGCCCGCCUCAGCUCUCGUUUCAAGAAGGCUGGUCCGUCAUAG
Molecule: messenger RNA, 882 nt
Organism: Cyclocybe aegerita
Lineage: Eukaryota; Fungi; Basidiomycota; Agaricomycetes; Agaricales; Hemipholiotaceae
Source: the annotation of a GenBank genome assembly